Oncorhynchus masou masou (cherry salmon) is the source of this 1833-nucleotide messenger RNA. RefSeq names its product PR domain zinc finger protein 14-like. Bases 1 to 1833 code for a protein of 610 amino acids. Gene Ontology annotation, cellular component: nucleus. NCBI's taxonomy places the organism in Eukaryota, Metazoa, Chordata, Actinopteri, Salmoniformes, Salmonidae. The transcript is spliced from 8 exons. Gene Ontology annotation, biological process: regulation of gene expression. Gene Ontology annotation, molecular function: protein binding. The record is from RefSeq and is a predicted model, not a curated record.
AUGUCUCUGUCCAGCAUCCCCGCCGUGAAGGACAAGCCGUUCCACUCCAACCCCCUCAAAGCCAGGCCUGUCCGGGGUUCGGGUUACUACGCUGCCCCGCUGCCCGGAGCCCAUCACUACAUGAACAUCUUCAGGAGCUCUCAGCAUGCCCUCCACCCGCUCAAGUCUCUGGGACGGCUCGUCACCGACACCCAGGCAGUCAUGCCGUUCAACUUCACCACGGGAACACCCUCGUUCUUCGGCAACGGCGGCCACCAAGCCACCGCCGUUAACGUUCUACACGAGCAGAUCUUCAACGUGUCGCACAUCCCGUACUUCAACCGGAUGAUGCCGGGAGUAGGACACACGAUUUACUCCAAGCACGAGAAGCUGGCAGCGGUGGUGACCGAGCACGCCCUCGGCCCGUUAUCCGUUGGCCUAUCAGACUUCAGCAGUCCUGCCUCGAGCAAGAGGUCCUCCGCUCCCUCACCCUCGCCGUCUAAAGAAAGUGUAUUCCACCUCAGGGGAACCGAACUAUCACCGGAGAAAACGCGCACUUAUAGUUUCAGCGAGGACGACCUUUUCAUGGUCCUGUAUGGAUGUUCCCGGAGCCAGGUGCAGAAUUCCGGUCAAGCCAUCUCCGGUGUAGCCCUGCUUGGAAACUCAGUUUGCAACAGCGAACAACUCACCUUGGAAACUGAGGCGCUGGGACUUCCAGAAGGGUUAUCUAUCCACCAGACAAGUUACGGCAGUCUGUCCCACUACGGAGUUUACGCAGAGAAGAGUGCCAUCACAAAGGGAACCCGGUUCGGCCCAUUUCAGGGGAAACUGGUCAAUACCAGCGAGAUCAAAACAUAUGACGACAACACGCUGAUGUGGGAGGUGUUCGAGAACGGCGGGUUGAGUCACUUUGUCGACGGCCGGGGCUCGUCCGGUAACUGGAUGUCCCUAGUGAAGUGCGCACGCUUCCCAGAAGAGCAGAACCUGAUCGCGGUACAGAGUAAGGGCCAGAUCUUCUACGAGGCCUGUAAGGAGGUCCAGCCGGGCCAGGAGCUGCUGGUCUGGUACGGGGACUGCUAUGUUCAGUUCCUGGGGAUUCCUCUCACUCUGAAGGACUCGCUGGAGGAGGGGAAUACCAUGCUGCCACUUGAAGACUCUGGAGAGGGUUUUAAGUGUGAUCGGUGUGGCAAAGUGUUCGCCUAUCAAUACUACAGAGACAAGCAUCUGAAGUACACGCGCUGCGUGGACCAGGGCGACCGGAAGUUCCCGUGCGACCUCUGCAGCAGGUCGUUUGAGAAGAGAGACCGACUGAGGAUCCAUGUACUACACGUUCACGAGAAACACAGACCACAUAAGUGCUCAGUGUGCGGGAAGAGUUUCUCUCAGUCUUCAAGUCUCAACAAACACAUGCGCGUGCACUCUGGAGAGCGCCCUUACAAGUGUGUGUACUGUAACAAGGCCUUUACUGCCUCCAGCAUCCUGCGCACGCACAUCCGCCAGCACUCCGGAGAGCGGCCUUUCAAGUGUAAACACUGCGGGAAAGCCUUCGCCUCGCACGCGGCUCACGACAGCCACGUCCGGCGCACCCACGCCAAGGAUAAACCCCACCCGUGCGACGUAUGUAGAAGCACCUUUCAAGAAGCGACAGAACUCAAUAACCACAUGAAGAGUCACACAAAAAGACCCCUCUCAGAAACCACGGUUAACCCCACCAUCUCAAUAAACGGAUCUUUGGAGGAUACAACAACGAUGCUUUCAGUCACCAAGGACUGCAGGACGCAAAGACUGACGGAGGAGAACAUCUCGUACACAGGACUGACGGUUCUGAACCCAGAAUAUCGACCCUGGAACUAA